GGGCACGCCGAGAGCCGGGCCCCCGCCGCGCCGCGCCGCGCCUCGCCUCGCCGCCGGCCGCGCUGACCCCGCGCAUCUCCGCCGCGGGCAGGGGGUCACCGGGAGGCCGGGGCGUGGAGAGCCCGGCCCCGCUUAAAUAGCUCCGCACCCGCCUCCCCAGCCGCACAGCUCGCCGGGCGAGGGGGCCGACAGGAGGCAGAGUCCCGCAGCCGCCGGGGACAGCCGCGCACCGCCGCCGAGGAGCCGAGCCCUGCCCCAUGCCUGCGCACUUGCUGCAGGAGGAGGAGUUCUCCUCCGCUUCCAGCACCACCACUGUUGGCACUGUCACCUCCCGGGUGACCAAGAAUGGGGAUGCCGUCAUGGAGAAGGACUUACUCAGUCAUGAGGACUUGGCAGCAGCCCGGGGCAUGGUAGACGAUAUCUUCGAUGAGACCUACCGUGAGAAGGAGGGCCCCAAGCCUCCCAUGCGAUACGUCUGGAGGAAUAUCAUCCUCAUGAGCCUGCUGCACCUAGGGGCCAUAUUCGGGUUGACACUGAUACCUUCUGCAAAGAUCCAGACCUUGGCAUGGGCCGUUCUGUGUUUCGUGGUGAGCGCUCUGGGGAUAACGGCUGGAUCUCACCGCCUCUGGAGCCAUCGGUCCUACAAAGCCACGCUGCCCCUGCGGAUCUUCUUGACUAUUGCAAACUCCGUGGCCUUCCAGAAUGACAUCUAUGAGUGGGUCCGGGACCACCGUGUCCACCACAAGUUCUCUGAGACAGACGCAGACCCCCACAACGCUAUGCGGGGCUUUUUCUUCUCCCACAUCGGCUGGCUGCUGGUGCGCAAGCACCCAGAUGUUAUAGAGAAGGGACAGAAGCUGGACCUGAGCGACAUAAAGGCCGACAAAGUGGUGAUGUUCCAGCGGAAAUACUACAAGCCCUCGGUGGUGUUGCUGUGCUUCACCCUGCCCACUGUAGUGCCCUGGUACUUCUGGGAUGAAUCCAUCGUCAUCAGCUUCUUCAUUCCAGCCAUCCUGCGCUACACCAUAGGGCUCAAUGCCACUUGGCUAGUGAACAGUGCUGCUCACAUGUUUGGCAACCGGCCGUACGAUCAGAACAUCAACCCACGGGAGAACCCCCUGGUCAGCCUGGGGGCCCUAGGAGAAGGCUUCCACAACUACCACCACACCUUCCCCUAUGACUACUCUACCAGUGAGUUUGGCUGGCGUUUCAACUUAACCACAGCCUUCAUCGACCUCAUGUGCCUCCUGGGGCUGGCCAGCGAUCGCAAGAAGGUCUCCAAGGAGGUCAUCCUGGCUCGGAAAAUGCGGACUGGAGAUGGGAGUCACAAGAGCGGCUGAGUUCCUACUCCCCUUCUCACACACAUCCACACCUCUCCUUCCUCCUUUUUUCUCCCUUUCUCCCUUCCUGACCCCUCCGAACACGCUGGACAAAGGUUUAAUGUUCUGUUUACUAACUACUGAAUAAUGCUACCAGUUUGCUUAAGAUAAUGAGUUUUAACCCCCUUCCACACUGUAUUUUACAUGAUGUAUUUAAGAUCUGGAGCUCUGCCUUUGUAACGCAAGGCCACCCCUUUCCCUCCUCCCCUUUUCGUUCUCCUCUCUAACCCCUCUGCCCUGUCUUCUGCUUUACUUUGUCCCUGCCUCCCCCGGUGGAGGAGCCGGUAGGAAGCAGCCCGGCCAUUGCAGCUGGCUGUACCACGGAGCUGAGGGAUGCCAGUACCAGCCAGCUGAACAGUUGAGCCAAAGUCAGUGACCCUCUCCCCAGAACUCCCCCCCCUCCUUCCUCUGUCCCUCCUCCUUUCUCAUGGGUUGCUGACGCUUGGCACGGCCAAACCGCUCCCUGAGAUGAGCAGCCCCAUCCCCUUCCCUUGCCAUCGGGUGUAGAGUGCGGGGAGUUUGCCUUACCCUCCCUGCCUCUCAGCCUCUCUGGCUGGAGGGAGGAGAGCCCCAAGAGUCUCUGAGAGCUCCAGGCAGGUCUGCCGGUGGCCGUGGGCACCACCAGGGGAGCCUCAGCGGCCUUACGGCCUCCUCCCUCUGGCGUGUCCCACAGGGCUGGAGGCAGAGCCUGGCUCGGGACCGCACAGCCCCUUUGGAGAGCCGCAGAGCGGAGGGGACAGAGGGUUGUGCCACCAGCCUUGGGUGGCUUUGUUGGGUGCUGCCGAGACUGUGCCAGCAAAUGGGACUGUGCCAAAAUGGAGAGGGGGAGAAGGAUGUAAACCAAAGCUCCACCAAGGUGUUAAGCUGCUUUAUGUGCUGGAGGAACAGGGUCCCCACAGGGUGGCAGGUAGACGUCCCGGUGUCCGUGCAUGUCCCGUGGGUAUGCCUGUGCUGCGUGCAGGGACGCAGGGGACAGGGACAGCGUGGCGAGGGAGUGCCUGCGGGCUCAGGAAGGGGUGAGGACAUCUUAGAGGACCGAUGGAGUAGGUGUCUCUGUCCACGUGGGCUCUGCUCGGUCGAUUAACAAGUGCCUGACAAACACCGAGACGGAGCCAGGCGGCGAGGAACCAAGGUGGCUUGCAGCCCUCAGCCCCUUGAGGGAUGGGGGUGCGCUCCCAAGAGAGCAUGGGAAGAGAAAGCAGCUCCUCCUCAGUCCCUCAGUUCGCCUCCCAGACCCUCGCGACCGCCACCUCACUCCUCAGCCUGGAGAGCACGCCGCUCGUCCGCCGCGUGGGCAGCGCGGGCGGCUGAGGCAGCUUAAAGGUCGGUUAUAUCACCAGGGCCCCGAGACAGUGUGGGCAAGCAGCUGAAGGGUGUGUUGGGAAAAAGAAGUCCUCGUGGGUGUUGUUUCCUGCAAAUUGCAGAGACCGCAGCUGGAGUUCAGGCGGUUGGGCUUUUGGUGCAGUGGCCCCGAGCCCCUCACCAGGCUGAAUGUGCUUUUUAUUUCCCUUUUAACUCCCCAUAUCAUUAUCCACUUUUAUUUUUUGCUAUUAGUUGUAGCAAUAGUAUCUGUUGUGUUGCUUAAACGCAUCAAUGGAGCUGGAGGAAAGCACGAGAGGUGACCAGGAAGGGGUGAUGCUGGAGUGGGGUUUGUGGCGUCUCCCUUAGUUUGGGGGCAGGCAAGGCAGAGGGGGCACACAUGCCCAGUUCCUUGCCCUGCUCUGCCACGUAGCAGCCAGGCAAGCCUCGCUGGAGCAAGCCUCUGCAGCUUUGCUUUCUCCUGCUGCUGUGAUACACACCAGGAACCAGGACAGCUCUGUGAUGCUCUCCUUAACUCUCCUUAGCUUGAUACUCAGAAAAGCAGUCCUCCUCUCCUUUCACCUCCCUGCCACAGCCUUGUUACUGCUCAUCACCAUGGCCCUUCAGGGCUCUGAGCCACCGGGAGAGAUGUGGUCUCCGGCUGAGAGAUGUGAUGGGAGGAUGGAGCAGGGAGCCCUUUGGCUCCUAGUGUCCUAAAGGCAGGCGGCAGCUGGCUGGAGGCAGCAUCCUGAUGGCCCCCCUUGCUCUGCAAAGGGGCUGUGGCUAUAACUGUAUCCUACCAUUAAAAAAAAAAAAAAAAAAAAAAAAAAACUUAAAAAAGGAGAAACAGUUAGCUCUGAAACUAUGGGCUGACUUCACUUCCAUCUAAACCCCUGUGAGGUCCUGGAAGUCUCCAGAGAGGAUGAGUUUGCUCCAGCCAGUAAUUUGAAAGGGGUUUGGGGAGGGGAGAAGGUGAGGAGAACAAUUUCCUUGCUCCUGGUGCCCUUAGCGUGUUGUGUGAUAUACCCUACAGUAGAGAAGCGUGCCGUGACAUGCUGCAAUAUCUCACAUCCUCUCAGCAGAGAAGCAAGGUUUGACAUCAAAGGUUCCUUUCAGAUUUCAAGUGCUGAUUUGGGUCCAGAAUCUGGAAUUAUGGUGGAAGCUGAGGAGCAGUAACCAAACAGUCCUGGUGUUUGCCCAGUCACUUUAAAGGUAGAUUGGCAAAUAUCUCUGGGUGCCUUAAAUCUUUCUUUAAUAUACAUAGGAGUAUUGACAGCUAUUUGCCGUUUUUUUUUUUUGUUGUUUUUUUUUUCUGAAUUAUGAACAUUCGAGGGGUUUCUUAAUUAUUUAAUUGCCUACAUUGAACUGUGGGUGCAGGUGAUUUUGAAUGUAUGAGUUAGAAAUUUUUGUUAGAUUAAGAAACAGAUACAACAACACUUUAAGUAGAACUUUGUUUGAUAUAUAUAUAUAUCUAUAUAUACACCUAUAAAUAUAUAUAUAUAUAUUUUUGGUGGCAUGUUUGUAACCUGGACGCAUUGUCUGUAUGUUUAGCGUAAAUGAGUCUGUGAGAGGUGGUAGUGGAUGAGGCAGCAGCGGGACCUCAUGACUAGAGCUUCUAGUUCUCCUGGGCUCUGCUCCCAGGUAAGCUACUUGCUCACUGCGUGCUUUUGGACAAAGUCACUUAAAAAAAAAAACAAAAAAACCUCUCUGUGCCUCAGUUUCCCUGUCUGAAACACGGGGCUACACCCUGCCUCUCCAGGGCGCGGGGAGCAGGAGGAGGCAGGCGUACCACACGCACACCGAUGCCGGCGGAAGCAUUUGUUUUCCAAGACCGUUCCCAGUCCUGAUGGUAUCAUGAAGAGCAGCUGUCCAAGCGUUGGGUGUUUGGGGAAGGACUGGAAAGCUGAAUCUGCACAUUGUCUAAGCUCUGUCACUGUUGAAAUGAGAGUAGGAUACGAUUUUUCACAGCUUAGGGAUUUCUGCAUAGUAGUAUCUCUGUUUUGUGUACUGGAAAAGAAAAAAAAAAAACCUUUUUGAAAUAAUUUCUACUAAUAUGGAAACAGACAUCUGGUUGUGCUGAUCUGAAAUUUUAUUUGUUCAUAAUAAAAAUGUUACUUUAAGG
This is a messenger RNA of Cygnus atratus (black swan), 4800 nucleotides long. It is a transcript of the gene SCD, whose product is annotated as stearoyl-CoA desaturase. Gene Ontology annotation, cellular component: endoplasmic reticulum membrane. Gene Ontology annotation, molecular function: iron ion binding; palmitoyl-CoA 9-desaturase activity; stearoyl-CoA 9-desaturase activity. Lineage: Eukaryota; Metazoa; Chordata; Aves; Anseriformes; Anatidae. The coding region runs from base 258 to 1340 and encodes 360 amino acids. The transcript is spliced from 6 exons. Gene Ontology annotation, biological process: response to fatty acid; unsaturated fatty acid biosynthetic process. The record is from RefSeq and is a predicted model, not a curated record.